This is a messenger RNA of Emiliania huxleyi CCMP1516, 435 nucleotides long. RefSeq lists its product as hypothetical. Bases 1 to 435 code for a protein of 144 amino acids. NCBI's taxonomy places the organism in Eukaryota, Haptophyta, Isochrysidales, Noelaerhabdaceae. The transcript has 4 exons. The record is from RefSeq and is a predicted model, not a curated record.
AUGUUUAUCCUGUACUGGAGCAAUGCGUAUGGUUGCGUUGGCCUUGAGCCGAAGAUUUCGGGGACGACCCGCAUGAGACAGCACUCCGACUUUAGCGACGCCUUCGGGCCGCUCUCCUCGAAGCGGCGACGAGGGACCAACUUUGCGGCGGUGCGGCGGCGGCUGCCGUGGCUCUUUAUAGCGCUGCUCCUCGUUUACGGCCUCUCCUUCCUCUGGGGCGACGCAGAGCACGCCAGGCGCGGCGCCAAGCGCCCGGCCAGCACAUUGGCGGGCCAGCGAAUCGCCCGCACAGCGGCUGGCCCGCACAGCGCCUCUUCGCACCCCGACCCGGCGAUGGAGGCGCUCGGCAUCAAGAUGGUGCAGCAGGCCCGCGGCAAGGUGUCGGAGCCGGGAUGCGACCGCGGCGCGGCUGGCGCACAGGCUCGCUUCUUCUAG